Molecule: messenger RNA, 2811 nt
Organism: Cheilinus undulatus (humphead wrasse)
Lineage: Eukaryota; Metazoa; Chordata; Actinopteri; Labriformes; Labridae
Gene: spsb3a
Product: splA/ryanodine receptor domain and SOCS box containing 3a
Exons: 7
Coding region: 249-1364 (371 amino acids)
Biological process (GO): proteasome-mediated ubiquitin-dependent protein catabolic process
Cellular component (GO): SCF ubiquitin ligase complex
Molecular function (GO): protein binding
Source: RefSeq, a predicted model, not a curated record
UUACGGUCAGACUCUCUAAUGUAAAGUAGGUCAUGAAGAGGGAAGCACAGCUAGCUUCUCCUCCACUUAUCGUCUGUUACCCAUUUUACAAAAGUAGACUUCAGCUAACACCGUAUCUUUGCUGCUGUCGGUGAUUUUCCGUGAAUGUUUGCCGUGAAUAACAUCAGGUGCUGGACUGAUGCAGGCCGUCUGUCCUUUCUACUGAACCUGAACUGACCAGCCGGCUUUUCUCCUGGCCAGACGUCACCAUGUCCAGGCGGAGCAGGAACAGUCGUGCGUGGAGAUAUGUUUGGGGUGGGAUACGGAGGGAUGCUGAUGCCCGGGCUCUUGUUUUGGCUUCUGAAAGUGAAGAAUGGGGCUACGAGCGCUUGGAGUACAGCGAUUCAGACUCUGAGGCCGACUUCUCAGCGGUGAUGGUCCCUCCGGUGCCCAGCGCCGUGCCCGUCACUGGAGAGUCCUACUGCAGCUGUGAUUCUCAGGCUGAGACCAACUACAACCCCCGUCUACGAGGUUUUCACCAAGUCAGAGACUGCCACUGUGGAGAGGACGACCAAGAGUUUGACUGGGUUUGGGAUGUAAACAGCCGAUCAACAGCAACAAUGCUGAGCUGUGACAAUCGCAAAGUGAACUUCCACUCUGAGUACAGCUGCGGCACGGCGGCGAUCCGCGGCUCUAAGGAGCUGGCCGAUGGGCAGCACUUCUGGGAGAUCAAGAUGACGUCUCCGGUUUAUGGAACGGACAUGAUGGUCGGCAUUGGAACCUCAGAUGUUAAUCUUGACAAAUACAGACACACGUUCUGCAGCCUGUUGGGGAAAGACACAGACAGCUGGGGUCUUUCUUACACCGGUUUGUUGCAUCAUAAAGGAGAAAAAAUGAACUUCUCGUCACGGUUCGGACAGGGCUCCAUCAUUGGAGUUCACCUGGACACUUGGCACGGCACUCUCACUUUCUUCAAGAAUCGCAAGUGUAUAGGUGUUGCAGCCACAGAGCUCCAGAAUAAGAGGUUUUACCCGAUGGCGUGCUCCACCGCAGCUAAAAGCAGCAUGAAGGUGAUCAGGUCAUGCUCUGCUCCCACCUCCCUGCUCUAUCUCUGCUGCGCUCGCCUUCGCCAGCUGCUGCCAGACUGUAUAGACACCUUGGACGUGCUGCCGCUGCCUCCAGGCCUUCGUCAGCUGCUCCACAACAAACUGGGUUGGGUUCUCAGUCUUAACAGUGGCACCACAGAGGAGAGCCCCGAUGGGUCCGAGCGCCCGUCACGCUCUCACGCCCCCCCGCUGGCCGGACCGUCAUCCUCUGAGAGCGACUCGGAGGGCUGCACGUCGGACCCUGAAGCCUUUCAGAGGAAGAGAUGUCGCUGGACUUGAUUGGUCAGGGUGAUUCCUACCUCCUCUUAAACACUGGCAGACGUUAAAGUGGCAUCGAAUCAAGUGUUUCCUACCUGCCUCAAGCUUUCCCAACGUCAGCGUCACCCUGUAGUGAAAAAAGAAACGGGUCAGAGUGGUACGUAAGUGCAGAAUUGUUACGGCACAUUUUUACUGUGAUCUUCUCUCCUGGCAUCCACUCGUCUUCAUGCUCAUCAGUUUCCAAAGCAGCUUCAGUAAAAGUCAAAUACACGGUGUUGGUGAUUUAGCAGUACUUGUGCCACGUGUGUUUGGGGAUUGGUGCAGGAAAAGGACUGUACAGUGUAACACUGAAGUCAAGUAUGGCCACAUUUUGGUGGUCAUCACAGUUUAUUUGCAAAAAAGGGGAUUCAAGAAUAAGAGACUGUAUAUUUUCAGUGUUUUCAUCACGUAUGCAAGCAACGUUUAAUGUUCUGGAUCUCUGUCAUUACUACCAGAGUUUUGUUACAUGUUUGAAUCAUGUCUGCAGCUUUCUGUGACCUUGCCAAAGUAAGAGGGACAGUUUAUCCCAUGAGAGGAACAGACAGGAAGUAAAGCGCCAAAGCUCAGAGAGUAUUUUCGUCUUUAUUACAGAUCAUAACUCCGAGGCAAACACUACUACUUUCUGAAAUUCUCUGACAGAUUAAGAAAGAAGUAUUAGAAGGAGACUGAUCCUGAGUGUUCCUUACAGCCUUCUGCCCUUCAGAAUAAAAGCACUCUUAUUUAUUUUUAUUGAAUAACCACCAUCGCCAAAUUGCUUUUUAAGUUAAAAAAAAUCGUAUAUUUGUUACAAUUUUGUCUCCAGUUUUAUGGGACUAAAGCUCAAACAUUAUGCCGCUUCUUAGAGGACAAUAUCGAGUUUCUGAAUAUAAAUAUGGAAAUAGAUAUCCUCAAAUAUAUAUUGCUGUCAAUAGUAAGAGUUUUCAAUCAGAUUAUUAGUCUUUAGUGUUGUUAUACCAGAAUUUUGAACUUUAAUAAGAAAUUAGUUAUAUUAAAAGUAUAUUGAUGUCUAAAAAAUAGAAGUUUCAGACGCUCUUACUGGGUAGAUUCAGAUGUUCUCAUCCAGGGAUGUCAGACUCAGUCACAGCAGGGGCCGGGUUCUAGGUUUGGGUCUAACCCGAGGGUCUAACCGGGUAAAAAUUUCCCAUAAACAGUCAACCUCAUGUUCACCGGUAAAGAAUUAUGGGGGGGGGGGUGUAACAUUGAUGAUGAAUUAUUUUCAGAUUUUACAAAAGUCAGUUAAAGUCAUGAUCUUUAACAGUUAAAGUACUAAAGAAAUCAAAAUCAUAAGUUUUAAAGGUGAAAAGAUGAGACACAAAAUUUAAAAAUUGGAAUCCAAAAGGCCAAUAUUUGGGAAUAAAAGUUAUAUUUAGUAGUUGAAAAUGUCAACAUAUGAGAUAAAAUUCAAAAUCAAGAGUUUAAAAGUCAAAAC